This is a messenger RNA of Rotaria socialis, 1113 nucleotides long. NCBI's taxonomy places the organism in Eukaryota, Metazoa, Rotifera, Eurotatoria, Philodinida, Philodinidae. The record is from the annotation of a GenBank genome assembly.
AUGUCUACAAAUCCACAAGCACAUAAAGAGGGUUUUGUCAUUGUUUAUCUUGAUGCUACAUCCGAUACGAACAACAGCCAGGAACAAGUAGUCGAACAAUUGCACGAGUUGCAUGAUAAGAUUCAAAUAUUUUCUAUUUCUGAUCAAUGUAUCGAUUAUCUUAUCAAGUUGGAAAAUGUGCAUGUAAUAUUUCUUUUCAUUACCGAUACGAUUGAUCAUCCAGUACUUACUUGUAUUUCGAAUCUUUCGUCUGUUUCAUUAAUCUAUAUUCUAUAUACUUCUAGCGAGAAGAUUGAUGAAUGUCAGCUCCAAUCUUUUCGAAAAGUUGUACGCAUUUCUCCUGAAAUUCAUCAAUUAAUGGAUCGGAUUAAAUAUGAUAUUCGUCGACUCCAAUAUGAACACAUGAUAUUUGAAAUACUUUCAAAAUCAAAUACUUCAACAUUGUCAAAAAAUCUAAACAAACAAGAAUAUUCGUUUAUGUUUACAAAAUUAUUAAAAGGUGUAUUUUUAAAUUUUCAAGAUGAUAGUACACCUGAACUAGUUGAAUAUUGUCAAAGUCUUUAUCGUAAUGAUUCAGUUGAACUUUGUAAGAUCGACGAAUUUAAGCGUCUUUAUAAAGCGACAGAUGCUAUUUCUUGGUACACAAGAGAUACAUUUGUCUACAGAAAGUUGAAUGAGGCACUUCGCACACAGAAUGUUGAAGCAUUGUACAAGAUGCGCACAUUUAUUCGCCAUCUUCAUCAGCAACUUGUUUCAAUUCAAACAGAGAGUCAUAUAUUAAUUCCUCCUCUUUAUCGAGGUGUAAACAUGAAUAUCGAUGAAUUUAAAAAUAUAAGGAAUAAUGAAGGUGGCCUCUUUUCGAUCUCUAGUUUUCAAUCAACUAGCUCAAAUAGAAACAUAGCAGCUGUUUAUGCAGGAGAAUCUGACAGAGAGAAAGUGGCUGUUAUUUUCAAAAUAAAAAUCGAUUCAAAUGAGGUAAUUAAUAGCUCAUGUGCAUGUGUCGAACAAUACAGUUAUUUAGGAUCAGGUGAAAAUGAAUGGCUCUUUUCAAUUGGUUCUGGUUUUCGUAUCGAAAAAGUUGAACGAAUCGAAAACAUUAUGCAGUUGAUUUAA